Messenger RNA from Capronia coronata CBS 617.96, 2124 nucleotides. RefSeq lists its product as uncharacterized. The transcript has 2 exons. The coding region runs from base 1 to 2124 and encodes 707 amino acids. The record is from RefSeq and is a predicted model, not a curated record. Gene Ontology annotation, cellular component: nucleus. Gene Ontology annotation, molecular function: chromatin DNA binding. Lineage: Eukaryota; Fungi; Ascomycota; Eurotiomycetes; Chaetothyriales; Herpotrichiellaceae.
AUGUCCAUCUACCCGCCGACUCGUCAGCCUACAAAUGCUCUGAAUGGUAUCAGCGACAUGAGUGAUGGUUCAGGCACCAUCAAUCCUGCGGCUUUGAACGCUAGUGGAGGAUUAAUACAGUCGUCAACCGAAUCUGCCCCGCGAGGCAUCAAAAGAAGCCGAUCCCCUGAGCAAUAUGGUGAUUAUCAGCACGUUGUUGAAGAAGAAGGUCAGUUGGGACAUUUGGAGCCGGUUGACCUGCAUGCUGACGCGCACACGUUAGGGCCUCGCAAACGUGGUCGGCCGUCGAAGACGCCGCGAACAUCCGGCGACUACAGCUCUCACAUUGAUGCACUGCCAACGCCUUCCAGCCAAACUUCUCCCGAUCUGACACAAACGCCAAAGACACAAUCCGGCGGCCAACAUCUUUCGGCCACGCCGGUUCAGUCCUCACCGCCGCGCACGAUACCGAAGUCAACGAUCAAAGCACUACCAACGGUCAGAGAUCAUACGAGCGAUGUGCUGCAACCAGAAGGAGAUGAAUACGUACCGCGUGAGUAUGACGAAGCAGGAGAGAAAAAGGUGGAUGCUCUCGGAUACCUCCAGGGCGGUCGAGAAUAUAAAAUCCGAACAUUUACUCUUCCAGGAAGGGGUCAGAAGUUGUUCAUGUUGGCCACUGAAUGCGCGCGACAACUACAGUAUCGUGAUUCUUACCUGCUGUUCAACAAGAACCGGUCCUUAUUCAAGAUCAUUGCUAGUGCCAAAGAGAAAGAGGAACUUGUUGGCCAGGAAAUUUUGCCUUACUCGUACCGAUCACGGCAAAUAGCGGUUGUCACGGCUCGGUCGAUGUUUCGGCAAUUUGGCAGUCGUGUCAUCAAGGAUGGUAGGAGAGUUCGGGAUGAUUACUGGGAAGCAAAGGCCAUCAAACAAGGAUUCACCGAGCAGGACGCCGCAGGUGAAAAGAGGCCUGGAGCCGCAAAGGCCCGGGAGGCCGCGGCUCAAGAACAACUCAACGCGAGGACCAGUGUGGUUGCUAGUUAUGGCGACAUCGUCUACAGCAACGGGCCAGCGUAUGGAGCUGUUCAACCGCCUGCCUUGCAUUCGGGGAUCGCUUCCACCAUGGCUCAGCUGUCAUCAUUUGAUGCGGCGUAUGACUCCAGGUACAAGGAUAUCCCACGGCCCAGGCAGGACAUUACAGGUCCGCCUUACCAAGAUAUCACACGUUCGAGCAGUGAUGUCGACCUUGCCAGUCAAGCCGGUCACGCCGCUGAUUUCAACAAGAGCAUCAACCAGCAAAAUCGCUACCGGCGCAGUCUUGUUGAAGAGUACUGGCGCAGACCACAUGAGCCGCCUGCAACGACACCGCCUCCACCAGAACCUGAAGUCCCCACGACUAGCCACUCCUUCUCAUCACCACGCUUCCAUACCAGCGACCUGCCGUCGACCCAAGCAGGAGCCCUGCCGCACCAAACUCAACCAUCUCAGUCAUCGAUGAAUCCUCCCUCAUUCCCUCACCAGCAGCCACCACCUAUUCAGUCACCUGUUCGGCAGCCGAGUCUACAGCAACCAUUUGCGCGUGACGCUUCUCAAUUUGCACCACAGCACCCUCAGUUCCAAAGAUCGCCGUCGAAUCUGUCCAUGUCACAAUCUGCGGCCCCACAGCAUCAACUGCCUUACGGCGGUGGCGCCUUCUCCCCGCAUGGGAUGAACCAGCAGCAGCAACCUCCACCACAGACUUGGGGGGCUCCACCGCCGCAGCCUCACCAAUCCCCGGCCUUGCAUCGCAUGAGCACACCUCAGUUCUCUCCCGAUCUUUCGCAGGGUCAGAUGCCUUCUCCGUUGCCCGGUGCUGCGCAUGCUAGCCCCUCGCCUCAUCCACCGCAAAUGCAACCGCCGCCGAUGUCGAUGCUUCCUCACCAAGGGAGCUCAGGUCCCAUGGGAGGCCAGCAGCUUUAUGGGCCUGGGGCAGGACUCCAGGCGAUGAAUGCUGCAGGUUACGGCUCCAUGGGCAUGGGUCAACGCCCAAUGUAUGGAAUGGGAGCCCAGAACCAGUUCAUGCCGCCGAACCCUCCACACGGACAGGGCUGGCCCGGUCCACAGAACCCAUCUCCCGGAGCGGGACAAUGGAACCAAGGGUUUCAAUGA